Molecule: messenger RNA, 1266 nt
Organism: Pistacia vera
Lineage: Eukaryota; Viridiplantae; Streptophyta; Magnoliopsida; Sapindales; Anacardiaceae
Product: germin-like protein subfamily 1 member 17
Exons: 3
Coding region: 1-1131 (376 amino acids)
Cellular component (GO): cell wall
Molecular function (GO): manganese ion binding
Source: RefSeq, a predicted model, not a curated record
AUGGCUUGCGAUGAGGAUGUCUAUGGAGAAGACAAGGCUGGGGAACGCAAAGGGAACAAGCGACCUGGAAGAGGAGGUCGCGAAGCUGAAGCAGAGCUUGGAGUCCGUCGAAGCCGAAAGGGCACAGGCGUUCGAAGCGGCGAACAGGUAUUUGCACCAAAGGCCGCCGCCUUACGAACUUGGAUUUCCAAAAGGCGGAGCUCGACCGUCGUGCGGAGAGAUAAAAGAGCUUCAAAGGACAACCGCCCGGCUCACCAAGGAGUCGUGAGAAGACCGAAAUGCGGGGACUUUCGAACGGCUCAGCGAGCUGAAGAAGAUAAAGGGGCCUUCGAACAAGAAAGGCUGGCCCUUGAGACCGAACUUCAGAAGUCGGGAGUCACUGCACUGACUGCGGAAAUGCAGAAUCAUCUGAGGAUGGAGAGAAGGCUGCGGACUGGGCAUCGGGUCCAUCUACGCCCUUUGCUAACUAGCCUAAUCACAACGAAAAGUUUCCUUCUGGCUUUUGUCCUCUUGGCCUUGGCUUCCUCAUUGGCCUCCGCAUUUGAUCCCAGUCCUCUUCAGGACUUCUGUGUAGCCAUAGAUGAACCAAAGAACGCUGUGUUUGUGAAUGGGAACUUCUGCAAGGACCCCAAGCUCGCCAAAGCUGGGGACUUCUACUUUUCAGUUAAGAUGCCUGGAGACACAAACAAUCCAGUUGGUUCAAAUGUUAGCGCUGUGAAUGUCGAUCAAAUUCCAGGACAUAACACUCUUGGCAUUUCAGCUGCCCGUAUUGACUUUGCUCCUUAUGGCCAAAACCCACCUCACACUCACCCUCGUGCCACUGAGAUUCUUGUAGUUCUGGAGGGUACUCUUCUUGUUGGUUUCGUCACUUCCAAUCCUAAUAACACACUUAUUAGCAAAGUUCUUAACAAGGGUGACGUGUUCGUCUUCCCCAUUGGUCUCGUUCACUUUCAAUUCAAUAUCGGAAAAACAAAUGCUCUUGCCUUUGCUGGUUUGAGCAGCCAGAACCCCGGUGUCAUUACUAUUGCCGAUGCUGUGUUUGGGUCAAACCCUCCAAUUAAUCCAGAUUUUCUUGCCAAGGCUUUCCAGUUGGACGUAAAAGUAGUGAAAGAUCUCCAGGCGAAAUUCUAGAUGGAUGAUUAGAGAAAUGUGUCAAAUGCACUGAAUUAGCUUCUAUAAUUUGAAUAACGCUUGCCUAGUUUAUUGUUACAAUGUUGUAAUAAAGUGGUUACACAUUUUAUAUGUGCCUCCACCCAAUUUGUUUGU